UCGCUGGAGCAGAGCGGAGUCGGCACCAGCGUCCUGAGGGUCGUGCUCAAGAGAUAUUCAACCCGAGACACGACCGUGUCCUCCACGGGUUCUGUAGGGUCCAUCGGUUGCAUCAACCAGCUUCCACUAAUAGUCCGCAUGCACUCUGGUGUAGCUAUGGAGUUCUUCACCUUUUCGCUCUUUUAAAAUGCACAAGGAAAUUAUAAUAGUGUAAUAUACCAAUGAGAAAGUUGCUGGAGCAGAGUGGUGAUUGAAACAGCGGUACUCGUUCACUGCUGGGUGAACAGAGGCGUGCAGUUAAGGAUUGGCGCCUAGUCAAUCCUCCCCGGCUAGGAUACGAACCUUGGCCAGAUCGUUCGCGAAGCGCAUGGAGAGUGUCUUAUCACUGCCCCACGGGGACUGCCAAUAAUUAUAUAAAUAAGUAACUGCACCAAGAACCACUACAGUACACAGGAAUUUUGUCUAGGAUUUCCGAAGACUUCAGUUUAAGAGUUAAAGAGCGAGAAGAAUAUUGUGAGGAAGAGGGUGAAGAACAUAAUGAUGACGAUGAAGAGGAUGAUGAUGAUUAUGAUUAAGAUAAAGAAGCAUCAGAAUUCAGCGUGGGUUGGCACUAUCUUGCACGUGACGAAACGAUAAGCUCCACAGCCAAGGAUCCGCUCCCACAUCCUGAGGGAAGUGACACAUGACCAGCAGGGACGUCCUGCAGUCCUGGUGCAGCCUGCGAGGGCAGAGGACGUCGUCGGAGCCGGGUCCCGUGCACUUGAUCAUCCAGGGAGGACCCCAGCCAGACCAGGAUGGUGGACCAGUGGACGGUGGUGUGGUGGUGGUGUCUGAUGGUGAUCACUGCAGACGCGGGCCUCGCCAGCGGUGUGGAGGAGUGCUUCCUGUACCCCGUGAAGAAGGGGGAGCCGAGCCCCAGCGUCCCCCUCCAGGCCAGCGGCGACACCAUCAUCACCAUCAACAACAUCUACGACAACAACACCAUCACCACCAUCACUACUGACGAUGGUGACUGUGUGGCGCGGGUCCUUCAUAACAGCACUUAUAAACCGAGGGAAGAUGGCUGCCCUGUCCUCAACGCCAGCGCAGUCAACAACAACUCCGGGACGUGGCAAGAGUUGGUGACGGUGGUGGUGCGUCGGGGAGGAGGGAGGACCAGCGUGUACCUGCGGGACUCCGGGGACGAGGAGCAGCUGGUCAAGGUCCACCUCGGAGACGCCUGCACCGUUCAUGUUGUGUCCCAGGAGUUCGUCAAUGUUGCUUACGGCUGUUAUGAUGGAUGUUUCCAGUUCCAGAAGGCCACCAUUCACAAGAGCUUCAGAGACGGACGUCCUGGAUCUUUACUCUUCUACGGACAACUUACGGGCUCGGAACCACUCAAUAGGAUCAUAUUUGCUUUAAGAAACGCUGGUUGGUCCCGAAGGAGAGGCUUCUACCCACAGGACAGUAUUAUGAACAACACUCACUGGUUCGCGUUCCGAGCGCUGCCACAGUACACCAAAAACAACAGGAAUAAAGACAUACUUAACCUCACACUCCGGUACGAGACUGCCGCCUCCAGCUGCAGCCCGGAGGACCCAGCCUGCAAUACGGGACAUAAUGCAGCUUAUACUGGAGAAGUUCCUUCCAAGGACUUGUACCUAAAUUUCUCUGUGACGGAGAACGUGCGGUGGGCCGUGUUCUGCCGGCCUCGGAACACUAGCCAGGAGCCAGAAGAGGCGAUGUUGUGGAGUGCGCUGGUGCUGGCAGUGGUGUGCUUGCUCCUGUUGCUGGUCACCAUCUUCCUCAAGGUCACUAUUGUACGUCGACAACCACCACCAUCUCGCCCCUCUCACCCCCACACCGCCCCCCUCGCCUCCACCUCUCUACCAAAUAACGACCCUUCGAACCACACUUACGAAUACCUAGAACUUGAUCCUCUCUAAGAUGACUGUCAACAAGCCGGAAGACUUCCCAGGACCUUCACCGUCGCUCCCACAGACGAGGCGGGGAUGUUCCCUCGCGGAGGCUCGCCACAGACGACACCCGAAGGACAGGGGCCAGCGUCGCCUCCCAGCACGCAUGACACGCCAUCUGGGUCGGCGAGAGUAUCUCUGAAAGGUUUAGUGGCCCGGACAAUUUAGUAUAUCAUUUGUGUGACGUUGUGGCAACUGGAGAGGACGAGAUGGUCUCACCAGUGGACCUCGUAACAAAGCCUGGUGAAGGGUAGGGAUUCCGGUAGGUGAGUGAUCCUCUGGAGCCGGCGACGCACGAGGAGACUCGACGUACAAAUUUCAGGCGCUAAACCCAGCCCGUCCUCUCGAGGGCUCGCAACGUCACUAAACUGAUAGCAUUAAAUUGUUCGAAGCUAACAGAGGACCCACGAGCAGACAAUGCGACAGCCAUGUCAAUAUUGUGAGACGCUAAGAUUUGUAAUACAUCAGUUUUUGGCUUCAGGGGAGUAUACUUUUGAAUUAGCUAAAGAGCAAUAUAUUGACACAAUAAUGGUAAGAGCUCACUCGUGCAUCAUAUAUGUGACAAUUGGAUGUGUAUAUACAUAAUUAAAAAUAAAUCGAGCAAUACUAUAUUUAAUUGCUAAAAUGAAUAGCAAGGUAAAAUCCAUAAUAAAAAUAUGCUUGCCAAGUACUGUAAAGCGGUAUUAGUUUGUAAUGUAUGCUCGAACUAUAUCAACUUUGAUAACAGCAUCGAGUGUAGGCCACAGGACUCACAACCCUACAAAUUCUUUGGUAGAAACAUUUAUAAUACUGAACAAUUUGGAAGCCUAAUCUAGACUACUUCUUGAAAAGGUCCAUUGUAAUUGACACAAGGGGCAAUGGCUUCAAGCUCAACAAGCCAGAAUGUUGGACACACAACAGGACAUGAACUCUUUAAACAAGGUUAAUGAAAUCGCAUACCCACCGAAUAUUUAAGUGCCAAAACAGUCCUCUACUUCAGAAUUGAACUAAAAAAAAAUCAUUAGGAAUAAUGGAGACAGCAUAAACAAGCCGCUGACAUCCUGUCCCUGCCGAGGCCACUACAGAUAGUAGCCCUCAGGCACAUAAAUGUAAAUGAACCCUGGGAAUAAAUUACAGGCUGGCUUGAAGUCAGCAGUGUGAUGCAUCAACAUUCAAUUAUUGAUAAGGAUUUAUAUGUUAGCGUUUGAAUAAACCAAAUCAUCAUUUCAUUAUUAUUAGUGUAUGGAGCCGGUCAGCUGCAUAUGCAAGACAUUAAGCGUGAAUUAUUAGUUAAAACUUGCUGUUAUUUGCAUCUGUGCGUGCAAAGUACAAAGAUGUAAUUAUUCAUGAAUUUAAGCCUUUGUCAUUGUAGCCUCGUAAUUCCUGUAUAUUUUCGUUGUACGAAAAUGCCCAAUAUAUAUUGUAUAAAUGGAUUAUUAGUGUUAUAAAUAAAUGCUAGUGCAAAAUA
Procambarus clarkii (red swamp crayfish) is the source of this 3402-nucleotide messenger RNA. NCBI's taxonomy places the organism in Eukaryota, Metazoa, Arthropoda, Malacostraca, Decapoda, Cambaridae. The record is from RefSeq and is a predicted model, not a curated record.